Aspergillus puulaauensis is the source of this 2055-nucleotide messenger RNA. RefSeq names its product NCA2 family protein (gene NCA2). The record is from RefSeq and is a predicted model, not a curated record. Lineage: Eukaryota; Fungi; Ascomycota; Eurotiomycetes; Eurotiales; Aspergillaceae. The transcript has 4 exons. Gene Ontology annotation, cellular component: mitochondrial outer membrane. Bases 1 to 2055 code for a protein of 684 amino acids.
AUGCCACAUGGGAUUCUAGUAUAUUUUGAUGGAACAAGUCAACAAUAUCUAGCAGAUUUACUCCAUAUACAGCCCCUCUGGACGGAGACAAUGUCAGCCUUUCAAAGUAAAUUCUCCAGUCUUGAGGCGCAACUAGGAGAAUUCCACCAGCGAAUCGAUGACAGUCUCGACACCCGUGACCCCAAUGGGCGAAAUAACUAUCCUAUUGAGCACUUCAAUGCACUCAGAAACAUCAUUUUCCAGCUCUCCGUCGACUCGAAAAACAACGGUACCCUACAGAGCGAUAACAUCGUGAAGGUGAUCUCCAAGUCUUGCGACUGUCUUCGCGCAUCCCUGGAUGUAACCUCGGAAUCGGAUGUCUUGAGCUGUCAGCUGUUGAACCUCUCGUGGCUAGUGAGCGCGAAAGCGUCCAUACAGACACUUGCUGCGGCAUUAAAGGUUUUUUCUGAUAACGUUCACCUUCUCAACGAAGAAGUACAAUACUGGGAGGACGUUUUAGAGUCUAAGUGGGGCUUAGGUCUUUUCACCCUCCAGACAUUCCCUCUUAAGAUAUGGCGAAGAAACAUGGAACCUGGACGCAAUGACAACAGAAGUGUAGCCUCCAAGCAUGUCGCGGAGCAUAUUGCUACUGAGGCAGGACCUAGCUCCAGUUUAUGGUUUCAGUUCUAUGACUCGGCCCAACGAUGCACUUCUUCACGACUUCGAUCCUUCCAAGUUGGGUUAUUUUCGUCUUUAAAUGAAUCGAAGUUAGAGAUACAACGGAAAAAGAGGACAUUAAAAGCAAUGAGAGACUUUAACGCAAGCUCGGUCGGGCUUCUUAUCGAAGAGUGUCUAUCAUUCGGAGAGGGUAUUCAGAAAGCUGGUAGUAUCGAUGGAUUUACGGGCGACUCUACGGACGGCUCUAUCAAUAGCGAUUUGUCCCAGUCAGUGCGGACCAGUGUCGGUAUUUUGAAAUCUCUUCUGCAGGCUGGGAACGAGGAUAGAAUGUGCGAACAUGCGAAUAAACUUUUUGGGGUUGGUGACGAGCCAUCUGGCUGGAAAAACUACAACGCUGGAAUCAACAUCGAUGCACAAGCCAUCCUUCAUGAACUAAUCUACAUUCUUACGGAUCUUCUUCCUAUGUAUAAGCAAGUCUCAACACGGUGUGUCGUUGAACUUGGACGCCCGUCAGCCGCAGUCCGGUAUUGGCUGCCAAUAUCGUUCGCACUGGUUUCAAUCACUACGUCGUUGAAAAUCGCGAGCGACGUCGGCCCUGUUUUGGUUGAAUCGAUUUCGAACUUUGGGGCCACCACACUUGACUUCUGGAGGAACUGGGUUGUGAGCCCGACAUGGAAACUUAUUCGGACCAUACGACAUGAUGAAAAGAGCGAUAUCGCUUUGAUGAGCAAGAGCAGUUUGGAAGCGGAUCGAGCAAGUCUUGAAAGAAUGGUGGUUGAUUUUGUACUUGAUCGUGGUGAGCACAGCAACCCUGCUGAGCCAACAGAUUUUAUUGCGGACAAAGUCAGGGAAGGAGACUUGACGCCAGUGCUGAGAGCCUACGAGAAGGACUUGCGGAGUCCUUUUGUGGGCACUAUUCGGGGGGAUCUAGUCCGCGCUCUCUUGAUUCAGAUCCAGAAAACUAAAGUAGAUGUUGAGGUAGCUAUGAGUGGCAUCGACGCCUUACUCAAAAGCCAGGAGCUUGUUUUCGGCUUUGUUGGCCUGACCCCCGGACUACUUAUAUCGUAUGCUUCAAUACGUUGGCUUUUUGGAUUUCUUGGAAGUCGGAGAGGCUUCAGAUUAGGCAGAAAGCAGGACGACUUACGAUAUGCUUUGCGGAAACUCCAUCGAAUACUUUCAACGUCUAGUCCCACGGCAGGCGGGCGUCUCAGGUAUAGAGACCACGGCUUGCUACUAUGCAAUGUUGAAACUCUCCUUAGUAAAGCCCAGGUUAUGCUUAAAGGAGCGAAUCUUCGUGCAUUCAAGGAGGACACUAGUGACCUGAUUAAUGAGAAUCGAAGCCACAGACAGCUCCAGGUAGUUGAAAGGAUGGCUUGGACCUACUCGAAGUGGACUUAG